AUGAGCAAAGGCGAGUCGCUGCGCAUCUUAUACUCUGCAGCAGAAAUUGUGGACUACAGAGCCACGGGAGCAGCACAGGGGAGGCAGCAAAGGGGUUUGGGGUUUAUAAAGGGGGGCCCCCUGUCCCGGGGGGCCCCCCAAACCAGGGGCCCCCUAGUACCCAGGGGGGCCCCCCUGGCCAUAGAGGAAGGAGAUGCUGCUGCUGCGCUGCAGGAGUACCUGCAGGUGGAGGCCCCCCAGUCUUCUUCCAUUCAGGACCUGCAGCGGCUGGCGCGGCUGGCCAACACUAUGACUCUGGGAACUUCUGCUGCUGAGCUGCUGCGGCAAAACCGCCUGGGAGCAGCAUCAAGAGCAGCACUGGAGGAGGACACUGCUGCUGCUUCUGCUGCAGCAGCAGCAGCGCCAGCCACGGGGGCCCCCCCCUUCGGCAAAAAAAACAUUUUAGGAAAUGCCCCAGGGGGCCUCCCCCCUUAUUUGCCAGAAGAUGUAAACGCAUGCAGUUUAAUGCCCCCAUGGGCCCUCACAUUAGCGGACAGGGGCUCCCAUGAGGGGCCCCCUGGGGGCCCCCAGGGGGGCCCCCCGGGGGGCCCCCCUGGGGGGCCCCCUGGGGGCCCCCUGGAGUCCCAGGGGGCUCGCGGGGGGCCCCUACGGGACCAUUAG
Eimeria tenella is the source of this 660-nucleotide messenger RNA. RefSeq lists its product as uncharacterized. Bases 1 to 660 code for a protein of 219 amino acids. The record is from RefSeq and is a predicted model, not a curated record. The transcript has 4 exons. Lineage: Eukaryota; Apicomplexa; Conoidasida; Eucoccidiorida; Eimeriidae.